This is a messenger RNA of Angiostrongylus costaricensis, 996 nucleotides long. Lineage: Eukaryota; Metazoa; Nematoda; Chromadorea; Rhabditida; Metastrongylidae. The record is from the annotation of a GenBank genome assembly.
AUGGAAAACACUUCGCUGCCGCAGUUUCCAUUAAUUGACUGGUGUUUUGACAUUGAAAUGUACUACGCCAGCUCUGAACAGAAUAUUGCAGUACAAAUGAGAAAUACUUUUCAGGAGUACAAACGUUUUAGCUUUCGUUACAAUGGAGUCCUGACUUUAGUGUUGGUGACGUUAGGUCUCGCCGGCAGCCUUUUUCUGUUAAAGCAGAUUUACAGUUCUCAUAUAUUUUCCAAGCGUUUGGCUAUCCAUCUAGGAAUGAUUUGCAUAUGGGACAGUUUAUACCUGCUGGCUUGCCUUGCGACAUAUGGUAUACCAUCACUGUUAUAUGGAAUGAUACCCGUCUAUGGCAUCAUGGCUUAUAUUCUGUUUCUACUUCAACCCUUCGCCUCAUUUUGCGUUUCAUGUACAAUAUGGCAGGUUUUUGCCAUCACACUUGAAAGAUACUUGGCGGUGUCGAAACCGCUGGAGCAGCGUGCCAGGUCAGCUCGCUUUGCCGUUGGUUGGUUGUGCUCCGCUAUCGUGGCCGGUGCUUUUGUUCUCAACUUGCUACCAGUGCCGUUUGAAAGACAUCUGGUGCCCUGUUUCGAAAUCUUACAAUUCGAUCCAGCCUCGACUCAUAAAAUUUUAGUGGUCCACUUCUUUCCUGAUCUGAUUUUUCGUGCACCACUUCCAAUAAUUUUUAUUGGCACACUGACCGUCAAGACAAUUCACAUGUGUAAUAAACGAAGUAUAGGAAAUGUUCCUCUCACAACGCAAAUGAAUAGGAAUAUUCCUCUUCGAUUAUACCUACUUAACUUCAAGUUCAUACUGUGUAAUACACUCUACAUGUUCAAUACAAUUCUACUGGAGCUUCUCGGUUACGAAGGUUUAAUAGACCGCUACAUGAACUCGUUCUAUUUGACAGACGCUUCAAAUAUGCUGCUUGUAUUACACAGCGCAUCCAAUUGGUUACUCUUCUACGAAUUUCCCACCAUGUCGAAAGUGAGGAAGCAGUGA